AAUGUUGGCUCAAUUAAGAAACAUCAGAGAGACAAAUUCAACCUAGUGCUUCUGAAGAUGACUACAAAACGAAGUCUGUUUGUGCGGUUGGUGCCAUGUCGCUGUCUACGAGGCGAAGAGGAGACUGUCACUACUCUUGAUUAUUCUCACUGCAGUUUGGAGCAGGUUCCCAAAGAGAUUUUUACUUUUGAAAAAACAUUGGAGGAGCUCUAUUUAGACGCUAAUCAGAUUGAAGAACUUCCAAAGCAACUUUUUAACUGUCAGUCUCUACACAAACUGAGUUUGGCAGAUAAUGAUUUAACGACAUUACCAGCAUCUAUUGCAAAUCUCAUUAAUCUCAGGGAACUGGAUGUCAGCAAGAAUGGAAUACAGGAGUUCCCGGAAAAUAUAAAAAAUUGUAAAGUUUUGACAGUUGUGGAGGCCAGUGUAAACCCUAUUGCUAAGCUUCCUGAUGGAUUUUCUCAGCUUUUAAAUCUAACCCAGUUGUAUCUGAAUGAUGCUUUCCUUGAGUUCUUGCCAGCUAAUUUUGGCAGGUUAACUAAACUCCAGAUAUUAGAACUUAGAGAAAACCAGUUAAAAAUGUUGCCAAAAACCAUGAAUAGACUGACCCAGCUGGAAAGACUGGAUCUGGGAAGUAAUGAAUUCACAGAAGUGCCUGAAGUACUUGAACAGCUAAGUGGAUUGAAAGAAUUUUGGAUGGAUGGUAAUAGACUGACUUUUAUUCCAGGGUUUAUUGGUAGUUUGAAACAGCUCACAUAUCUGGAUGUUUCUAAAAAUAAUAUUGAAAUGAUUGAAGAAGGUAUUUCAGCAUGUGAAAAUCUUCAAGAUUUCCUCUUGUCAAGCAAUUCUCUUCAACAGCUGCCCGAAACAAUUGGUUCAUUGAAAAAUAUAACAACUCUUAAAAUAGAUGAAAAUCAACUAAUGUAUCUGCCCGAUUCUAUAGGAGGGUUAGUAUCAAUAGAAGAACUGGAUUGUAGCUUUAAUGAAAUUGAAGCUUUGCCUUCAUCUAUUGGACAGCUUACUAAUAUAAGAACUUUUGCUGCAGAUCAUAAUUACCUGCAACAAUUGCCCCCAGAGAUUGGGAAUUGGAAAAACAUAACUGUGUUAUUUCUUCAUUCUAAUAAACUUGAGACACUUCCAGAGGAAAUGGGUGAUAUGCAAAAACUAAAAGUCAUUAACUUAAGUGACAAUAGGUUAAAGAAUUUGCCCUUUAGCUUUACAAAGCUACAACAAUUGACUGCUAUGUGGCUCUCAGACAAUCAGUCGAAAGCCCUGAUACCUCUGCAAAAUGAGACUGAUUCAGAGACCCAGAAAAUGGUGCUCACUAACUACAUGUUCCCGCAGCAGCCAAGAACUGAAGAUGGUAUGUUCAUGUCAGAUAAUGAAAGUUUUAAUCCUUCAUUGUGGGAGGAACAGAGAAAACAACGGGCUCAAGUAGCAUUUGAAUGUGAUGAAGACAAAGAUGAAAGGGAGGCACCUCCUAGGGAGGGAAAUUUAAAGAGAUAUCCAACACCAUACCCAGAUGAGCUUAAGAAUAUGGUCAAAACUGUUCAAACCAUUGUACAUCGAUUAAAAGAUGAAGAAACUAAUGAAGAAUCUGGCAAAGAUUUGAAACCACAUGAAGAUCAGCAAGUUGUAAAUAAUGAUGUGGGCAUAAAGACUUCAGAAAAUACUACUACAGUAAGAAACAAACCUGAUGAAAGAGAAAAAUAUCUGAUAGCAAACUCCAUACAGAAAACCAAUGAGCCUGAAGCUGAUAUCAGUCCUGGUAAACUACCAGUGACUGUAAAUAUGAAAGCAUCUGAGAACUCGAAGCAUACUGUUAAUCAUAAUGAUGUGUUUGAGGAAUCUGAAGACCUUUCAUCUGAUGAAGAAAUGAAAAUGGCAGAGAUGCGACCACCAUUAAUUGAGACUUCUAUUAACCAGCCAAAAGUGGUAGCACUUAGUAAUAACAAAAAAGAUGAUACAAAGGAUACAGAUUCAUUAUCAGAUGAAGUUACGCACAAUAGCAACCAAAAUAACAGCAACUGCUCUUCACCAUCUCGGAUGUCUGAUUCAGUUUCUCUUAAUACUGAUAGUAGUCAAGACACCUCACUCUGUUCUCCAGUGAAACAGACUCAUAUUGGUAUUAAUUCCAAAAUCAGGCAAGAAGAUGAAAAUUUCAACAGCCUUUUACAAAAUGGAGAUAUUUUAAAUCAUUCAGCAGAGGAAAAGUUUAAUGUUCAUGAUAAAAAGAAUUUUAAGUUAACUGAAUAUGAUUUGAAUAUAGAAGAACGAUUAGUUCUUAUUGAGAAGGGUGUUGACUCAACAGCCACAUCUAAUGAAUCUCACAAAUUGGAUCAUAUUAAUAUGAAUCUUAAUAAACUUGUAACUAAUGAAUCUUUUCAACCAGAGGUAGUGGAAAGAUCAAAGGCACAAGAUAUAAUGCUUGGAACAGGCUUUUUAAACAUUAAUACUAAAGGAGAACCUGAGCAUUUGGAAAAUGGAAAUGAGUAUCCUAAUCUGGAAUGUGUAAAUAAGGUUAAUGGACAUUCAGAAACUUCAGAGCCUUCUAGGAGAACUGACCCACAUAACAUUGAUUCUUCUGUUGAAGUGGGUAUUUCUAAAAGCACUGAAGAUCUUUCACCUCAGAGAAGUGGGCCAAUUAUAUCUGUUGUGAAAUCACAUAGCAUCACAAAUAUGGAGACUGGAGGGUUAAAAAUAUAUGACAUUCUAAGUGAUAAUGGACCUCAGCCACCAAGUGCCACAGUUAAAGUCACUUCUACUAUUGACGGAAAAAAUAUAGUCAGGAGCAAGUCCGCUACACUUUUAUAUGAUCAACCAUUGCAAGUGUUUACUGGUUCUUCUUCUUCUUCUGAUUUAAUAUCAGGUACAAAGGCAAUUUGUAAAUUUGAUUCAAAUCAUAAUCCUGAGGAACCAAAUAUACUAAGAGGCCCUACAUCAAGUGGCCCACAAUCUAUACCUCAAAUAUAUGGUCCUCCACAAUAUAAUAUCCAAUACAGUAGUAAUGCAGCAGUCAAGGACAAUUUGUGGCACUCUAAACAAAAUCCCCAAAUAGAUGUUGGUUUUUCUUCUCAGCAUCUUCCUAGACAGGAAAGCACAGAAAAUCACAGUUAUGCGAAGUUUUCUGCCAACAUGAAUUUCUCUAACCAUAACAACGUUCGAGCUAAUACUGGCUACCAUUUACAUCAGAGAAUUGGCCCUGGAAGACAUGGGGAAAUGUGGGCCAUUUCGCCAAAUGAUCGACUUGUUCCUGGAGCAACUCGAGCUACAAUUCAGCGACAAAGUAGUGUGUCCUCUACAGCCUCUGUAAAUCUUGGUGAGCCAGGCUCUGCAAGACGGGCUCAGAUUCCUGAAGGAGAGUAUUGUUCAUACAGAGAGCUGCAUUCAGUGGGAAAAACUACUCCAAUGAUGUCAGGAUCACAGAGACCUCUUUCUGCACGCACAUAUAGCAUUGAUGGCCCAAAUGCAUCAAGACCACAGAGUGCUCGACCCUCUAUUAAUGAAAUACCAGAGAGAACUAUGUCAGUUAGUGAUUUCAAUUAUUCACGGACUAGUCCUUCAAAAAGACCAAAUGCAAGGGUUGGUUCUGAGCAUUCUUUAUUAGAUCCUCCAGGAAAGAGUAAAGUUCCUCAUGAUUGGCGAGAACAAGUUCUACGACACAUUGAAGCAAAAAAAUUAGAAAAGAGCAUGCUGUCAAGGUCCUUUAAUUCCAAUUUUACUGCUGUAAGCAGCUUUCACUAUGGCAGCUCUAGGGAUCUGCAUAGCAGCCAAGGUAGUCUUGCCUUGAGUGUUGCAGACGGAAGAAUUUCUGGUGGGCACAUGUUCCGACAUCCCCAGAUACCCUGUCCAGGAGAUUCUUGUCAAGAUGAUGUAUUCAUUUCAGGACAGCAGAACUACUCAGCUACUACACUUAGUCACAAAGAUGUUCCAGACAGCAUGAUGAAAAUGCCUUUGAGUAAUGGACAGAUGGGCCAGUCUCUCAGGCCACAAGCAACAUAUAGUCAAAUACACCACCCCCUUCCUCAGGCAGCUGUGGCAAGGCAUCCCUCUAGGGAACAACUUAUUGACUACUUGAUGCUGAAAGUGGCCCACCAGCCUCCAUAUACACAGCCCCAUUGUUCUCCUAGACAAGGCCAUGAAUUGGCAAGGCAUGAGAUUCGUGUGAGAGUUGAAAAGGAUCCAGAACUUGGAUUUAGCAUAUCAGGAGGUGUUGGGGGGAGAGGAAACCCAUUUCGACCUGAUGAUGAUGGUAUAUUUGUAACAAGAGUACAGCCUGAAGGACCAGCAUCAAAAUUACUACAACCAGGUGAUAAAAUUAUUCAGGCAAAUGGUUACAGUUUUAUCAAUAUUGAACAUGGACAAGCAGUGUCCUUGCUAAAAACUUUCCAGAACACAGUUGAACUCAUCAUUUUACGAGAGGUUUCUUCAUAAGCACUAUUGAUUACAAUAGGGGAAGAUUCAUUGGAAGAUACUUGCAGGGAAAAUUAAUAUUUUGACUAUUUUUAUAUAUAAAGAAGAACUCAAUUAUGUUGAAAUUUGUACAUUAACGAAAUAAUGGAAUUUGUGGUUAGAGGGAAAGAACCACUGUAUAGUAUAUAGGGGAGACUGUUGAAUUCAUACCAUAUAAAAUUUGUUAGGUUUUUAAACAUAACAAUCAAGGAUACAAAAGCAAACAUGUGUUUUUGUAUAGAGUGUAGGUUUAUUUUUGGAUUUCAUACACAUGACUCUGCAAGGCCUAGUAGGUCUUCAUUGUAGUCCAGAGACAGAUGGCAGAGCUAUCUCUCUCGUAGCUUUUAUGCCCUUAUUUUUAUUCGACUGGUAUUAAUGUUUUUCUGCUGAAACUUUUUUUUAAUGUUGGCAAGAGAUUCGAAGUGUUGGCUUUUGCUAUGUGCAUAUUGAAUUGAAGCGUGAGUAGGUGAAGGUGACGCUGGUGGAUUCACUUUCCAAGGCCAGAUUAAAAGAG
Messenger RNA from Suncus etruscus (white-toothed pygmy shrew), 4966 nucleotides. It is a transcript of the gene ERBIN, whose product is annotated as erbb2 interacting protein. Gene Ontology annotation, biological process: neurotransmitter receptor transport, endosome to postsynaptic membrane; neurotransmitter receptor transport postsynaptic membrane to endosome. The transcript is spliced from 26 exons. Gene Ontology annotation, cellular component: postsynaptic membrane; adherens junction; postsynaptic density. Bases 58 to 4434 code for a protein of 1458 amino acids. The record is from RefSeq and is a predicted model, not a curated record. Lineage: Eukaryota; Metazoa; Chordata; Mammalia; Eulipotyphla; Soricidae. Gene Ontology annotation, molecular function: protein binding.